UGGUAUCACAUCUAUCCUAAAAUUAAUGGAAAAAAAUGGCGUCCAUAGUUAGUUCUGAUGUUGAUAUUCAUCCGGAGUUACAGGAGGUGGAGAUCGAUAGUUUACCAGUUGAAGUUCCAAUGAAUUCAUCAUUUGAUAAUAUAUCAUCCAGUAUUAUAUCAUUUAAAAGUCUUUCUGAUGUUAAUGAAGAAAUUAUGCUACAACCUCGUGAAGAAAUAGUGGGCGAUAUUUCAGAAAGUUUAGCAUAUGAAAAUGUGACUAUGUCUCUUACUAAUAUUCCUAAUCAUGAGCACUUUAAUCUAUUAUAUAAUAAAAGACCAAGAAAAUUUAAAAAAUUGGACAAAAUAAAAAAUGAGUUUAAUAUACUUGAUGAUAUUAAUGAAUUAGGCGUUAAUUUUCAACACAAAUCUCCUAAAAAAUGGGAACAACGACAAGUUCAAAUUAAAACUCUUGAUGGUGAAUUUACUGUAUCAAUGUGGUCAAAUGGAUUAGAUGAGAAAAAAUUAGAUGAAAAUGACAUAGACACAGAGUUUGCUGAGUAUAUGUCUGGAAAAAAAAUAUCAGGGUUGGAUUUAAGUGAUCCUAAACAGCUAGCAGAAUUUGCUAAAGGUAAAUCCAGAAAAUUAUCUAUAGAUGAUAUUCCCAAGACAAUAGCAUGCCCACAUAAAGGUUGCAAUAAAAUGUUUAAGGACAAUUCUUCUAUGCGUAAACAUUUACACACACAUGGUCCAAGAGUUCAUGUCUGUGCUGAGUGUGGGAAAGCUUUUGUUGAAAGUUCCAAAUUAAAAAGACAUCAAUUAGUUCACACUGGAGAAAAACCAUUUCAAUGCACCUUUGAAGGCUGCGGCAAAAGGUUCUCUUUAGACUUCAAUCUUCGUACCCAUGUUCGUAUACACACUGGUGAUCGUCCUUACGUAUGCCCAUUCGAUGAAUGCGAUAAAAAAUUUGCUCAAUCCACCAACCUUAAAUCACACAUACUCACACACGCCAAAGCAAGAAAUGUUUUACUACAUUGUUAACUACACCCACAUACUAUAUUGUAUAUAUUACCCUUUAAGGUUCUGGUUUGAAUAAUUUUAAAUCUGCUAGGUGUGAGAUUUUAAAAUAUUGUACUUCAAUAUCAGAAUUUUUGAAACCUAAAACCAACAUGUGAUUCUUUCAAAAAAUAUAUUCAUUAAGAAUUACUCUGUAAAGCUGAAUUUAAUAUGCAUUGCAUAAUUUUAAUUUAUUAGUUUAGAAUAUCUAAAUUGAUGUUCAUUUUAUACUAUUGUAUAAUAAUAAUUUCGUUACAUGAAUUUUGGCAUUUAUGUACUUCAUUAAUUAGAUUACUUUGUAUAUUUCUUUUAAAUUAUCAUUAAAUCAAGUAUAUAUGUUGUUAAUUUAUUUAUGACUUGGUUUAAACACAAUGGAGCCUAAUGUGAAUGCAUGUUUUUAUUACUCUGAUUAUAAUUUCUAAAUCAAAAUAAAUUUUAAUUAUUCCAAUUAAUCUCUCGUCUUUGAAUUUUGUUAAUCAAAAAUUCACAAUAUUUUCUAAACAAUUUUCAUUUUACCAGUUAACUAAAAGAACACAUUUAAUAA
Messenger RNA from Gordionus sp. m RMFG-2023, 1578 nucleotides. Its product is annotated as transcriptional repressor protein YY1-like. NCBI's taxonomy places the organism in Eukaryota, Metazoa, Nematomorpha, Gordioida, Chordodea, Parachordodidae. The transcript has 5 exons. The record is from RefSeq and is a predicted model, not a curated record. Gene Ontology annotation, molecular function: DNA-binding transcription factor activity, RNA polymerase II-specific; RNA polymerase II cis-regulatory region sequence-specific DNA binding. Gene Ontology annotation, cellular component: PcG protein complex; chromatin; transcription regulator complex. The coding region runs from base 36 to 1019 and encodes 327 amino acids. Gene Ontology annotation, biological process: regulation of transcription by RNA polymerase II.